Messenger RNA from Spirodela intermedia, 84 nucleotides. The record is from the annotation of a GenBank genome assembly. Lineage: Eukaryota; Viridiplantae; Streptophyta; Magnoliopsida; Alismatales; Araceae.
AUGUUGUUGUUGUCAAGCUCACCUCCACCUAUCACUCAAGAAGAGAGCUCGUUGAUACUACUGGCUUUCUUACUAUCAUGCUGA